Messenger RNA from Marasmius oreades (fairy-ring Marasmius), 1496 nucleotides. RefSeq lists its product as uncharacterized. Lineage: Eukaryota; Fungi; Basidiomycota; Agaricomycetes; Agaricales; Marasmiaceae. The record is from RefSeq and is a predicted model, not a curated record. The transcript has 9 exons. Bases 95 to 1255 code for a protein of 386 amino acids.
GCAAAUUGGGAUACACUAGCUCACAUUCUUAAAUGAAAGCACUGGUACAACCCUGAGUUUUGGUAGCCUUUUGUUCUCGUACCACCACUGCACCAUGGAGUCCCCUCUACGUUCGCCGACGUUCGACACGUUCAAUAUCAAUACCGAGAAACCUGAAGGUUCUCACCGGAGCUCCUACGUGCUACGUUCUGCCUCCUACAGAUCUCGGUUCAGCGCAUCCAACCCUCUGCCCAGUCCCCAACAAGCUUUCCUCCCGGAAAGCUUGUAUGAAUCAGGACCUCCCUCUGCAAAAUCCCCGUCAAGGGUGUACAACUCCUCGACACUGAUUUCCAAAUCUAACCCAUUUGUUUCUGCUUACUUUUCCGUGAGUUGGAUGAUGGGUUUUCGGGAGAGAUAUAGCCUCUUGUAUGCGUUCAUCUUUGGAGGUGCCCUCUUUGGAUUCUGUCUUGCCCGUAGUCUUCUUAUGGACCCCGUUAAAAUGCGCCGAUUGACUGUCCCGGGUGAAUUUUUCUGGUUCGAGUUACCGCUUUACAAGUACAACUACAUUAUCCACAUCUACCUCAGUAUCAUUGGUGGAAUAUUCUCAGGUGCUCAAUUCGUUCCCGCGAUACGGAGGAACUAUUUUCUCCUGCACCGCCUCAACGGCUACUUGGUCCUCAUCACUGUCUUCGUCUCAAAUGUCUGCGGCGCAAUCGUCACUCGCAGAUCGUUUGGUGGUGAACUGAACAGUCAAGCGGUUUACUAUAUCAUGGCCAUCAUGUCCAAUUUUUCUUUAGUAUGGGCGUACUUGAACGUGAAAAGGAAUACGAGGACUCACAGGAGGUGGAUGAUGCGUGGAGUGGUAUAUUUUUCUAUCGUAAUUUCUGCAAGGGUUAUUGGACUGGCUGCGCAGGCUAUCGUGACCGAUAUCGGGAGCUAUUAUUCGCUCUGGCGCUGCGACGAAAUCUUAUUCGUCCUCAAAGAUCUUUCCACACUUCUCACAUCCUACCCACAGUGUUCAUCAUCCUCUUCUACCCUCACGCAUCCGACAUUAUAUGUCCCUGUCCAUGCCUCAGAUAACGAGGGUGUAUUAGGCCAUGCGUCUGCGGUUCGUGCGACGCAGGGGAUGGUUUUGUGGGUUGCUACGCUGAUUCAUGUUGUUGGAUGCGAGAUAUAUCUACGGUCGACCGAGGCAGCCAACUCGCAAAGGUACGGUUACGCGUUGGAACAUAAGGAAUUUGAUCCUGAUAAGGACGCGAAUAAUGUAAAUUAUUGAUUUGUCUGUUGUGGGAAUCUGUUUGAGGUGGGGUUUCCUAAGUGCAGUGAUCAUGAUGUUUGGACACGGCGGACUUUUCACCAACUUUUCACAGUUAGUUAUAUCAUAAAUCAAAGAGGCUUGUCAAGUCGCACCUUCUUGGACCAGGGCUGCUCAAUUAUUAAAAUGUCAAUAUUUUGACCGUCCGUCAUGUCCGAGCUUGAAAUCGUAGCCAAAUGGUCAGUUGAGUCAGUUGAUGAUA